Molecule: messenger RNA, 799 nt
Organism: Leptomonas pyrrhocoris
Lineage: Eukaryota; Euglenozoa; Kinetoplastea; Trypanosomatida; Trypanosomatidae
Product: translation elongation factor 1-beta putative (eEF1B beta 2)
Exons: 1
Coding region: 83-799 (238 amino acids)
Biological process (GO): translational elongation
Cellular component (GO): eukaryotic translation elongation factor 1 complex; cytosol
Molecular function (GO): guanyl-nucleotide exchange factor activity; translation elongation factor activity
Source: RefSeq, a predicted model, not a curated record
AGAACCAAAUCGAGCCACAUUCAUCUCUCUCUAUCUUUCCCAAAGCGCCUCUCUUUCCACCCACCCGCUACCACGCGAAGCAAUGUCUCUGAAGGACGUGUGCAAGAAGUCGGCGGACCUCGAGUCCAAGCUGAGCGGCAAGCUCUUCCUCGGCGGCGCGAAACCGUCCGCUGAGGACGUGAAGGCGUUCAACGACCUGCUGGGCGCCGGCCACACGAACCUGUACCGGUGGGCGAAGAACAUGGCGACGUACUCGGAGGGUGAGCGCAAGGCGUGGGGUGCGCCGGUGAAGGUGACGGCCCCCGAGCUGCGCAUGCCCGCUGCCGCCGCACCCGCCGCUGAGGAGAAGAAGGCGGAGAAGAAGGCGACUCCCGCGCCCGCGCCGAAGGCUGCCGCCCCUGCCGCCCCUGCUGCCGCGGAGGAGGACGACGACAUCGACCUGUUCGGUGAGACGACGGAGGAGGAGGCGGCGGCGCUGGAGGCGAAGAAGAAGGCGGACGCGGAGAAGAAGAAGGCGAAGAAGGACGUGAUUGCGAAGUCGUCGAUUCUGUUCGACGUGAAGGCGUGGGACGACACGGUGGACCUGGAGGCGCUGGCGCAGAAGCUGCACGCGAUCCAGCGCGACGGUCUGAUCUGGGGCGACUACAAGCUUGUGCCGGUCGCGUUCGGCGUGAAGAAGCUGCAGCAGCUGAUCGUGAUCGAGGACGACAAGGUGUCCGGCGACGACCUGGAGGACAUGAUCACCGGCUUCACGGAUGAGGUGCAGUCCAUGGACAUCGUCGCGUGGAACAAGAUCUAA